Micropterus salmoides (largemouth bass) is the source of this 3810-nucleotide messenger RNA. It is a transcript of the gene opn8c, whose product is annotated as opsin 8, group member c. Gene Ontology annotation, cellular component: membrane. The transcript is spliced from 4 exons. Gene Ontology annotation, molecular function: G protein-coupled receptor activity. NCBI's taxonomy places the organism in Eukaryota, Metazoa, Chordata, Actinopteri, Centrarchiformes, Centrarchidae. The record is from RefSeq and is a predicted model, not a curated record. Gene Ontology annotation, biological process: G protein-coupled receptor signaling pathway. The coding region runs from base 157 to 1476 and encodes 439 amino acids.
UAAUCAAUAUGAAGUAAGGUACAGCCUGCUGAGGGAGACUAAUUAGCAUAGCCUGCUAUUAACUAACCUUUUUUUAAUCUUGUUGCCUUCUGGAUCGGAUCGCACACGCGCCUCUGUUCUUUCAAAUAAGCAGAUUGGCGUGUGCUUCAAGUUACCAUGGUGACACACCCCGCCUGCAUAAAAGUCAGCAUCCCUGGUUCACACGUCCGUGGUUUGAGAGACAUGUCCGGAUUUAACCCGCAACAGCAUCCGAAGCGGCUCCAGCCAAUGUCUCCGACCCCCAGUGAGGACAACCGGACCGUCUCUGCGUUCACCUCCAAACUCACCCCUGCUGCUGACAUUUGUGUGGGACUGUCCAUCCUCUCCGUCGUUCUGCUCGCUGUUCUGGGCAAUGGGCUGGUUCUGGUGAUUUCUUACCGCAGGAGGAAGAAGAUGCUGGGCUCAGAGAUGUUGUGCGUCAACUUGGCCGUGGUCGACUUCUUCUGCUGCAUCUGCUUCUACCCGCUCUCCAUCAUGUCCUCCUUUCACCACGUGUGGCUUGGAGAAAAAAUCAGUGUUUACUAUGGCCUCGGCAGCUAUACCUUCGGCCUAUGUGGCAUGUUCACCAUCACCGCCAUCAGCAUCAUCCGCUACCUGAAGACCUGCUACAGCUUGGUUUACGCUGAGUGGCUAGAAGGAACCAACAUCCACAUAGUGUGCUGUGGCAUCUGGCUCGUGGCAGGAGUGUGGUCUAGCUUCCCUCUGUUCGGUUGGGGUGAGUACGUCCCUGAGCCUUAUGGACUCUCCUGCACCAUCGCCUGGAGGAGUUAUCACACCUCAGCCAAGGAUGCCUUCUACGUCAUCUGCUCCUUCACCUUGUUCACACUCGUACCUAUCCUCCUCAUUGUGGUGUCCCAGUGUUGUAUCCUCCACAAGGUGUCCCGCUUCUCCUCCUCCCUGUCAGUGAGAGGCAUCCGCCACAACCUGCGGCAAUCUGAAAAACGACUUUCCAUGAUGUUUUUCUGCAUCAGCCUGGGUUUUGUGAUUGCCUGGGCACCAUACGCUGUCGUGUCCUUCCUCUUCAUUUUCCACAAAGAUAGCUGGUACAUGGCUCCUAAGGGCUUUGUUUUCCCCACCCUCUUCGCCAAAAGCUCCCAUGUCUACAACCCGUUCAUCUACUUCUACUUUAACAAGACUUUUCGGCAGGAGCUUCGCAGCGUGCUCCACUCUUUCUGCUCCAAGCUGGGAGGAAAUCGAGUGGGAGUCCACGUCACCAUGGGCCACCAAAGCCCAUAUCCCAUCCACAUUCAGCUCCAGGAAGUCCAAAAGAAGUUUCAGAACAGAACACACAGCAACAGCAAAGACAAAGUGACCCACACCAGCAGCAACCGUGUCCAGUCCAGGCCAGUGUGCGCCUGCUGGGGCUCCGCUCUGAAUAAAACCCCUACCAUUGUGGACACUAAACCUGCCAAAGAUUCCCUGGCUGUCACGAUAUGAACUCUGUCUAUCAUUGUUCAUUGUUAAAGGCAGCGUGGUUAAACUGUGGAUCACCACCAACCCAAAAGUCUGGUCCCUUACUGACAACUCUAAGUAAUGAAUCAGGGUCCAUGUUGCUGCAUGAAAUUGUGAGCUUAUAAAGAAGAGUUUCUAUCUGGGUUGGGUGCAUCUCCGGGAGACUGAGCUGCAGUCUAGUUUAACAUCCAGCUCCCUUUGAGCUAGCUUAAUAGCCUGUAUCCUGUUAAAUCCUUUGAUCACACACUCUCCAUGAGUAAUACAUAGUAGCUGAAUCGCAACGCUUGUCUUUUUCUAUCAUAGCAAACCUAUUUAGGGCACAAAAUGUUCAAAUGUUAUACUCAGUGUUACACAUGCAAACGGGUAUAGCUGUACAUCAUUUUGCACACUACUGAUGUGUAAACUGACUAAUCACUAGUUACAUGUUACAUACAAAUAUGAUCUGUGUUACAUGUUAAUGUGUUUGUAUAAUGCAGACUUUAAAUUUGUUUUUUUUCCCACUUGCACGACAGAUUAGCAGAGCCACAGAAAGACCACGCAAACCUUUCUCUUGGGGGAUGUUUUUAUUUGUCAGGUAACACAGGUAAUUAAGUCAAUAAUGGCUGAAUUCCAUUCCAUUAAAGUGUAUUAGUCCUAGAGCAGUCGUAUUCAGCAUCCUGCAUCCCUGUUGAGGCUUACAGGUACAGCUAAAUGCAACCAAGAUCAUUGUUAUAAUGUGUUUUGAGCCACGUUAGCAGUGUGACUCUGGAAAUGACUAUUGUCUAUCUUUGGUCUCAUGUCUCAACAACUAUUGGAUGGAUUACCAUGAAAUUUGGUCCCCUCAGGAGGAAUCUCAGUGAUUUUGGUGAUCCUCUGACUUUUCAUCUAGCGCCACCACCAGGUCAAACUUUCAAUUUGUCCAGUAGUAAUGACAUUCUACUCGACCGUACUUUGUAUUUAGUGCUCAUUAGCAAUUGUUAGCAUGCUAACAUGUUAAACCAAGAUGAUGAACAUGGUAAACAUUAUAUUUGGUAAACACCUGCAUGUUAGCAUUGUCACAGUGAGCUUGUUUGCAUGCUGGUUUUAGCAUUUAGCUGAAAGUACCGCUGAGCCUUCUGCUGCCUUCAUGUCAUAUUGGAGUUAUAGUAGUUACCAUAGGUGUCAUGUACACUGGUGUGCUGCCCUUGCAAUGUGAUCUCUUGUGCAAAGCUAGACAGCCAGUUAACAUUCAAAAGUCCUCCAAUAAACACACAAGGCUUGACUUUUCUUGUAUUUUACUCAAGUUGUUUCCUCUUUUGUUUUGUUUUGUUUUGUAAAACUGAAACAUUACAGAAUAUAAAUCAGUACCCAAAACAUGAACAUAUGCAUACAGAGGUUACAUAUAAUACACAUAACUGUGUUACUACAAAAUUCCUAUCAAAGUGUAAAACAAGCACUGUAGCCUACUGUAUACAACAAGCAAUGUAGCCUACUGUAUGAAAACACAGUUCACCUACCACAACUUCUACAAGUCACAAAACAAUUAAAGAGCAGAGCUAGCUACUGCUGUGCUGCUAGCUAACAGAGCACAUGUUUUACCAAAACAUAAAAACGUUCCUUACAAAUGCAAGUGAUUGAAAAUGAUUUACACAUUAGUUACAUGCACAUAGUCUCCAAGGCAGAAGGGUAUCAGAAUUACAUUCAGCAACAUGAAUCCAGCACUGUCUUUCUUGCCUGUCUGAGGAGUGUGCUUCACUGAAUUAUUAACUCUGACCAGUAGAGGGCAGCACCCAGCAUGAACCCGUGUAAUUUUACUUUUUAAGCUCUUUUUUUAACUUAUUCAACUAUUAACUUAACUGUAAAGACUGGGGACACUGCGGACAUGUCCCCAUCACUUAAAAGCAACAAUAAAUUAUAACAAAUGAAAAUUCUUUGAAAAGGUUUAUUUUCACAAUAAGAAAACAUUGCAAUGCAAUGUAAAUACAGAAGAAACAAAUGUGCAUUGUCCAAAAACAGUAACUUAAGCUAAAAAAACAACCUACUGAUUAGGCCUACUGAAUUAUGAUCCAUUAUAUUUUUAGAUUUUGAAUUGUCACCUGCCAACUGAAUAUUUUGUAUUUUAUAAAUAAGGACAUUUUCAGCAUAAACUGGUGCAGAAAAUGUCACUAGAAUGCAGGAAUGUGAUUAAUGCUCAAAAUCUUCUGGGGGAGGACUCUCACUCAUAUAUUUCAGCAUUGAAUAUUUCUUCAAAGUAGUGUUAAGAUAACUUCUCGACUUGUGUUCGUGACCCCAAUUUUGUGCACUUUGUGAAGUAAGUGUAUUGUCGCCCUUGGUAGUUACAAGUUUACAACUUGUAAAUAG